Molecule: messenger RNA, 4627 nt
Organism: Cryptotermes secundus
Lineage: Eukaryota; Metazoa; Arthropoda; Insecta; Blattodea; Kalotermitidae
Gene: ebo
Product: exportin-6-A
Exons: 19
Coding region: 1094-4363 (1089 amino acids)
Biological process (GO): protein export from nucleus
Molecular function (GO): nuclear export signal receptor activity; small GTPase binding
Source: RefSeq, a predicted model, not a curated record
GUCGAAGAAUAAGCCAAGCAAGAAACCAGUGUGAAGCAGAGAGAAAGCUCUGCUUGCUACCUGCUUCACGCUGUUUUCUUCCUUAGUUGCUAUCAUACAGAAAGCUAAAUAUAGUUUCUUUGUGGUCCAAACGAGUUGUGUAUCUUUGUGAGGUGAGUCUCACACAAAAUAUCGGGGUGCAAUUUUAGUCUUCAAGGUGGGGAGGUUUUGUCACAUAAUUUCAUACCACAAACACUAAAAAGCUAACACCAGGCUGACAGUAAAUAUUGUGAUAUAUUCUAAGUGAUUGUAAUGUUUGCUAUGUCCAUUGUUCUCCGAGUUAAUAAUCGGGUAAUGUAAGUAUACAUGAUAUAAAAUAUGAAUAAGGGAAGGAGGAAGCUAUAAAUUUGCCUAGAGUUACUAUUUCUCAUUUCACUGUAAUAAUUCGUGCAAUUAGGCGCUGGCUUCUGUCUGUGGAGCCUGAGGUUCAGUUCCAGAUGGCUUGCAUUGCUGUAUUCAGGUACUGAGUUCCAUGUGAAAUUAAUGGCGGAUUUUGUAUUUGGGGAAUCCUGCCCCUCUUUUGUAAUAAAUUCAAUGUACUUCUACAUUAUUUAUCAACAUUUUCUUGUUUUUCGUAUACAAAUAUAAAUAAAAGUCUUAAAUAUUUUAUAUAGUUUAUGUGCUUGCUCUGGAAAUGUAAUGUGUGAUUGAUGAGUUUGUUUCAAGUUUGUUUACUCUAAAUAUGCCGCUGGUAAGAGGAGGUUAUGUUUUAUGCUAUAAAUGCAUGCCUAUUAUGGAUCCAUAUGUAAGGUAAAAAUGUAAUUAUGUAGGUGGCUGUAACAUCAGUGCAAUCUUGCUCUUGUAGAUGGCAGUAAUAUUUCACAUCGAGCGCGCAGGCAUUGGAGCAGUCAUUUGUUCUGUGAAAUUACAUGUUCACACCCGCUUUCACCCCUCUCAGCUUUAGCUCAAAAUCUCGCGCAUUCAAAUGAAAAAUGGCAAAAGGGACGUGUCAGCGAAUUAAAUGUAUUUAUUGUAUUUCAGAAUCAUUUAGUAUGUUGAAUGUGUAGAAGACGGUAGAAUUUUAAUGUGGACGUAAAUUUGUGCACCGCUUACCAUGGCAAGCGAUGUGGAAUCAUUGGUGGCCUUAGAGGCUUUAAUGAAUGAAUUCUUUGCCCCUGGCACGAGCAAUGAAAGGAAGAAAGAAAUAGAAGGUGUUUUGCACAACUUUAGUAGCCAGCGAGGUGCGUGGAAGCACUGCCUAAAUUUCAUGUCACAUUCUACAAACCAGUAUGUGUGUAUGUAUAGCUUAACAACUAUUGAGACACUGAUCACAAAACAGUGGUUGGGCUUGAUGUGGGAGGAGCGGGCACAUCUUAAGGCUACAUUGUACCAGUUUGCAUUGGAACACCAUCAGUCAGCACCUAAUUUUAUCAGAAACAAAUUGGUGAAAUUGGUGGUGGAUAUUGCAAGAUUAGAUUGGCCACAUUUUUAUCCAGAUUUUUUCAGCAAUAUUUUACAGUUAAUUCAGACUCCAGAUACAACUGUGCUGGGCUUGGUAUUCUUACAAACUGCUUCAGAAGAAUUGGUUUGUCCAUGGGAAGAUCUGAGCGUAUCACGCAAGGAAGAACUGCGGCGCUUGCUCCUAGCCCAUAUACCUCAGGUGUUCAAUAUGCUUACAGGUCUGUUAGAAAAUAUUCUGCAAAAGCAGAAGCAUAGUGUAACAGCAACACCUCCGCCUUCACCCACGCAUGGGCAACCAAAUUCUGCAUCACCAGUGCACACAGGGUCACUGUUGAGUUCGAUGUUGGGUAGUGGGCGAAGCGCAAGUGGUGGACUGGAUUCAGAUAGUGAAACCAUUUGCUGUCUGACCCUAAAUGCUCUUACGCAUCUCUUCUCUUGGGUGCCAUUGUCCUCUUACAUCACAUCUAACUUGGUAGCUGCAUUGUUUCGACUAGCCAGUGUCUCUCAGGGAAUAUCUCAGGAUGAACACCAGAAUAUAGGAACUCUUGCUAUGGGGGCCAUUAAUGAAAUAAUGUACAAGAAUUGCGUACCCGCUUCAUGUGAAGAUUUCUUGUUGAACAUUUUCCAGCAUGCAAUGCAACUAAUGCAAAGUGUGAUACAUUCCGGGGUGUUGGAGCAUGUAGAUAGAAGUUUUGUAGAAAAGUUAACCGAGUUCCUUCGUCUGUUUGUUGCUCUCCACCUCCAUCGUUUAGAGGAAAGCCAGAAGUUUUCACCAGUUCGGGAUUUCUUGUCUCUGCUUUUCAAAUACACAUUCCACACUGCCCUUGAGCAGUUUUAUAGGUGUCUGGAAGUGUGGUCAAUCUUCUUGGAUCACAUGCAUAAUCGUGGAACACCAACAGAAAGGUACCAAGAUGCACUUAUUUUAUUAGUGCAAGAGAUUUUGGUGAAAAUGCAGUUCAAGCACAAUCGAGGUCCACUUGAAGAACUGGAUGAUGAAUUGUUAGAUGAUGAUGAACAAACAGAAUGGCAACAUUACUUGAGACAGUGUAUUGAGAUUGUAGCUAAGGUAGCAGAGCUUGCCCCAAUGGAAACAUACAGUCUGAUGUAUGAUCCAUGGAAAGAAGCAUCUGCUGUUUACUUACAUCUUGAACGAGCUAUUGAACCUCAUGAGAGUACUGAUUACAGUAGGCGUUUGACAGUGACUGAAGCACAUGAGUGUAUGAGGCUUCACUGCCUCCUGAGGGAUUUAUCAUCACUCACACAGGCUGUGGGGAGAAUGUACCCACACUUUAUAGGACAGCCAUUCAGUACCCGUUUUCCACAUGCCCAGCAACUUGUGUCAAGAUUAUCAGUUAUGGCAACAUAUGGAACUCGGCUGAGACCGUACCAUCUGCAAGUAUCAAAUCCAGUGCUUACUACUGAUCUUAUUGAGGUUCAUGCACAGGUCCUAGCUGCCCUUAAAGCUUGGUGUCACUGGCUUGCACAGCUUCAUACAGAGGACACGAUGAAACCACUGUAUGAUCACCUUGUGUCAGAUAUGGUGAAUUCUUCAGUGCCAUUACUGGCGAGGAGAGGGGAACCUUCCAAGUUGUGCCAUUCCGCUGCUCAUCUUCUAGUCACGCUGACUGGAACUGUACGUCCUCCACGUAUUUGGGAACUUCAACCUAUUAGGGACAUGUAUCACGUGGCUGCAUCCCUUACGUAUCUGUUGCCUGAGGCACAGCGCUUGGUGCAGUUGGCUUUGUGUAAUACGUUACUACAGCCCAGUCCAGGCAUGACGGACCAGUUGUGGGAUCUGCGUUACAAGCUCUUAGCAAACCUCAUAGAUUCCUUAACGGCAGACUUCCAGCGCCUAGGACGUUUGUCAUCGCUGCCUCCAGAGCAGCAUGCUCAUCCCGUAAUCACAUCUACGCUCAAACUUCUUGGUGACUUGGUAAAGCAUAUGCAAUCAGAGAGUUCUCACACCAAGAAGCUUCUAUAUUCUGUGAUACAGGGCAGUGUACACCAGACGCUGUCAGUGUUCCCACUGUGUGUGCAGUCACCUGAUGUAUGUGAAACGAUUCUGGACUUCUUCCUGAUAGCAUUUGCUGGUUUACAGCAGCAGCUUGGUGCUACAUUUACUGAGCUGACUGUUCAGACUUUCCUUGGUGUCUUCACCAGAGAACAUCUGGCAGAAUCACUGGGACAAGAAAGCGGAGCUGGCACACGAGUUGUAGAGAAGUUUCUUCAGUUGUUGCAACUGGUGAUGGCAGAACCAAGUGCAUCAUUCAAACGCUUUGUUCCGAGCACUAUCUCACUUUGUCUUGAUCAUGUUUAUCCAUUGGUUGCAGACAUGCCAUCUCCAGAUGUAAAACCAGCAUUGUUUGGCGUUCUUCAUGCUGUUUUACUGCACAAGUGGCAGUACUUUUACCGAACAUCAGUAUUGCACACAUUAUCCGAACCAGGAGUGGAAGGAAUUGAAAAUUGUGAACGGUUUGUGGCCAUCCUGCGGGCAUAUGGCCAGCCAUUGUUACAGCCUGAUAUCAAUUUAUUUGGGCAAAACCUGCAUACUUUAGAAGAGCUUAACUCCAAAUGGAAGCUCUACCACAAGGCAUUGUUCCGUGAAGAGCUGCUACCACAGUUCCUGACAGUUCUUUUAGACUCACUGAUCCACAAAUCACACACAUUACUGGGAGAUGAAAUUGCUGUGGCUCUGUACAACAUGGCAGCUGUAAACUUUAUGGCAUUCCAUGAUGCUUUUCUCCCACAGUUCCUUCGUUCAACUGAUGGACUUGAUGAUGGCCAAAGGUCUAUCCUCCAAAGAAAUUUCCAGAAUGACACUGACCUUCCUUCUUUUACUCAAAACAUUCAGCAGUUAGUUAAUGAUUUGCGGUGCUACCAACUGUGUAAUGCAAGCCUCCCAGCAGGCAGUGUGAAGCUGUGAAUGUCAAGAAUUACAGGAAUAUAUAAAUAUACUUAAAAUUGUAAUUAAAGUGCACACAGUGACUGCUGCAUACCGCAGGUAAAAAUUCAUUACUUCAGUCAUAGCCAAGCAGAGCAGGUGUGGGCGUGUGUGUGUUUGUAUGUCUGGGCCUGCGUACAUGUGUAAGCCACGUGAAAGUAUCCAAACUCAACUAUUUAAUUCUUAUAAUCUGAGAAAAGAGUAUAUCAUAUAAUUUUUAGGGGAUAAUGAAACACCACAUAUACA